AUGUCUGAUACAGACGAUGGUGUCAAAGCGUCUGAUUCGCUCUCCAACAGCUACCUCGGCAGGCUACCACAGGAGUUGCGAGACGAGGUUUACAAGCAUUACUUCACGACGCGUGGAGGCUAUCUCAUCGAUCCCACCACGAACACCUUGCGUGCAGUGGAUGGAAAGCCCAUCAAUCUGUCAUUGAGAUUAACAUGCCACGCCAUCGCGAAAGAGACGGAAGGGUUGGCGCUCCAAUACAACACCAUCCACGCCACAACUACCGAAGAGAAGCGCUUCAUAUGGGCAGCUUACCACUCGUUAAGAGUAACAAAGGGGGAUUCCUUCGAUGAUCACAGGGCUCUGGUGCAGCUCUCUAGAUGCAUUACCCCAGGUGUAGCCGAUGAGAUCCUGGAAGGGUUCCCUCAGUAUAGGGACGCGCUGCAGGAGUUGAUUGCAAACAGAAAUAGGGAGGGGCCAGGUAGGAAAUACAUGCGCUGCACUCCUCCCACAGCUACAGAGGCCUGGUCUACGGAGCAGAGAUUCGUCUCCCGUGCCGUGAAGAUAAUGGAUGAGCGCUUGGAUAUCCCCGGAUCACUAUACAGUGCUCUAAGCCGUCUACAUUUGUUGUCGCUAUUGAACACCGGUCCGGAGCAGCAAGCGCCCUGUUGGGAAUUCCAGAGGAAAACGAACCCUUUCGAAAUCGUUUUCAGCCGGAUCGAUGGAAGGCCUGUUAUGGGUGAAGAUAAACCGUCAUCCUGCUUUUCCGCAGCGGCCGUAGCAAUACGAUUCUGGAACGCCCUUGACCCGACGACCCGCAUGCAAAUCCGACGAUUCGAUAUCGACGAGGAUAGGCGCUCCAGAUUCUUCCCCAUGUGCCAUACGGAGGGCUUCAUCCCAUUGUGGCAAGAGAACCCUAAGCUUCGUAUCAAUCGUCGCGUCAAUCUCGUGAAUACUAUUGUCGAAGAAGCUCGUCAACCUGACAGAUCAGCUUGGCAUCGGGAGCACGCGCAUCAUGCAGACAAACUAAAGACACUUUGGGAUUGGAUCGCCGAGGUCAAAGCACUACACGCUGCAUUUGUUAUACCCAAGGGGGCUUUCAGUCUCAAGUUUUAUUCUGAUGCGUCGCCUGAAGACACUAAAGAGGUAGUUGACGUUAUGCAAGAAGCGGCAGCCUGGCAGAUGGCGCUCGACAAAGUAGCGCAGAACGGAAACGCAGGUAACACGCAUGCUCUUGGGUUCAAUUACUCGGAUUACCUUUGGGACCCGCGGGGACUGGCGUGGCAUGAGUUGCAGGAAAUAUCAAAGGGCUCCUCGAUAAUCAAGUGUGACUUUGACAUGGGCCAGUCUGUGGACCCAAAGGACUUGUACGAUGGCAGUGGUCGCUGGUCGCAUGAGAGAUGGAAUAGCCACUGUGCUAUGAAUGACUCCAAUAGUUGGCGGGCUACGUGGUAA
Molecule: messenger RNA, 1434 nt
Organism: Alternaria ventricosa
Lineage: Eukaryota; Fungi; Ascomycota; Dothideomycetes; Pleosporales; Pleosporaceae
Exons: 2
Coding region: 1-1434 (477 amino acids)
Source: RefSeq, a predicted model, not a curated record